Propithecus coquereli (Coquerel's sifaka) is the source of this 2697-nucleotide messenger RNA. Its product is annotated as integrin alpha-M-like. The record is from RefSeq and is a predicted model, not a curated record. The transcript is spliced from 16 exons. Bases 82 to 1761 code for a protein of 559 amino acids. Gene Ontology annotation, cellular component: external side of plasma membrane; integrin complex. Gene Ontology annotation, biological process: cell adhesion mediated by integrin; cell-matrix adhesion; integrin-mediated signaling pathway. Gene Ontology annotation, molecular function: integrin binding. Lineage: Eukaryota; Metazoa; Chordata; Mammalia; Primates; Indriidae.
CCUCAGAGGAUCUCAGGCUCCCAGCUCUCUCCCAGUCUCCAGUAUUUUGGUCAGUCACUGAGCGGGGGCCAGGACCUCACAAUGGAUGGACUGGUGGACCUGACUAUAGGGGCCCAGGGGCACGUACUGCUGCUGAGGUCCCAGCCAGUGCUGAGAGUUGAGGUGACCAUGGAGUUCACACCCAGGGAAGUGGCAAGGAGUGUAUUUGAGUGUAAUGAACAGGCGGCAAAAAGCCGGGAUGCUGGGGAGGUCAAAGUCUGCCUCCGUGUCCACAAGAGCACAAGGGAUCGGCUAAGACAAGGAGAGAUCCAGAGCUUGAUCACUUACGAACUGGCUCUGGACUCUGGCCGCCCGAAUUCCCGUGCCAUCUUUGUUGAGACAAAGAACAGUACACGCAGACGGCAACAGACCUUGGGGCUGACACAGAAAUGUGAGACUCUGAAGCUACAGUUGCCGGAUUGUAUAGAGGACUCAGUGACUCCCAUCUCCCUGCGCCUCAACUUCUCUCUGGUGGGGAAGCCUUUGUCCACUUUUGGGAACCUUCGGCCAGUCCUAGCUGUGGAUGCUCAGAGAUCCUUCGCAGCUUUGUUCCCCUUUGAGAAGAAUUGUGGCAACGACAGCAUCUGCCAGGAUGACCUCAGCAUCACCUUCAGUUUUAUGAACCUGGACACCCUGGUGGUGGGUGGUCCCCGGGAAUUCAGUGUGACAGUGACGGUGAGAAACGAGGGCGAGGACUCCUACAGGACUCAGGUCACCUUCGUCCACCCAUCUGGUUUGUCGUACCGGAAGGUGUCAGAAGCCCAGAACCAGCACUCAAAGCGAUCCUGGCGCCUGACCUGCGAGUCUGUCUCCUCCACAGAGGGGCCUGGGGCCGUGAAGAGCACCAGGUGCAACAUAAACAACCCCAUCUUCCCAGACAACUCGGAGGUCAUCUUCGAUGUAACGUUUGAUGUGGACUCUAAAGCUUCCCUUGGAAACAAGCUGCUCCUCAAGGCCAAUGUGACCAGUGAGAACAACAUGCCCAGGACCAACAAAACCGCAUUCCAGCUGGAGCUGCCCGUGAAGUAUGCUGUCUCCAUGGCGGUCAUCAGCCAUGAGGUCUCCACCAAAUAUCUCAACUUCACGGCCUCAGAGAAGACCAGUAAGGUUAUGCAGCAUCGAUAUCAGUUCAGCAACCUGGGGCGGAGGACCCUCCCCAUCAGUGUGGUCUUCUGGGUCCCCAUCCGGCUGAACCAGAGGACCGUGUGGGACAGUCCCCAGGUCACCUUCUCCCAGAACCUCUCAAACACCUGCCACACCGAGGAGAGGCUCCCCCCUCACUCUGACUUCCUGGCUGAGCUUAAGAAGACACCAGUGCUGAACUGCUCCGUUGCUGUCUGCCAGAGAAUCCAGUGCGACAUCCCAUUCUUCAGCAUCGAGGAAGAAUUAGAUGUCACCCUCACAACCAACCUCUCGUUUGACUGGUAUAUCAAGACUUCGCACAACCACCUCCUGGUCGCGAGCGCAGCUGAGAUCUUGUUUAACAAGUCGAUGUUUGCCCUGCUUCCAGGACAGAGCGCGUUCGUGAGGGCCCAGACAGAGACCAAAGUGGAGCCAUAUGAAGUUCACAACCCUGUGCCGCUCAUUGUGGGCAGCUCUGUCGGGGGGCUGGUGCUCUUGGCCCUCAUCACGGCCGGACUGUAUAAGCUCGGCUUCUUCAAACGGCAGUACAAGGACAUGAUGAACGAAGCUGGUCCCCAAGAGGCCCCACCCCAGCAAUAGCUCCUUCCCCACGGCAUGGCCCUCUCCUGCAGCAAGCAGGACUAUGGUUAGACCAAUGUGCGGGUCCCCAGGCUGCUGGACAGACAUGUCUGUUAGGAGACGGGUGGCGAGGUCUCACUCAGAAAAGACCUGCUUGGGUUUCCUUUGUGUGUGUGUGCAAGUGUGUGCGUGAGUGUGUGUAAGUUGUGUGUGUGACUCAGAUGUCUCUUGGGUGUGUGCAAGUGUUUUUGACACGGCCUCUCAGGCAGAGGGGAAUCGCUUUGCUUUCUUGUGUGUGGGUGAAGAUGCUGUUGGGCCUUCCUCUGGGAGAGGUAAUGGCAGCUUUUGUGGGCGAACAUAAAGGGAAAUGCAAGAGAACCUCUCCCUGCUGGAGGAAGUGAGACCGCCCUUCGUGGGCAUGCGGGCAGACCUGCAGGAGCCCACGCAAGCAAGCUCUGAGACUCUGGAGAAGCCGUGCGUGGAACCAGGAACUCGUCAGCCCACAGCAGCCUGUGCAAACCCACCCCACACUAGAGUUGGUGGGGCCCAGGAUGUCCAAUGAGGAAUGAUAAAUCUCCCUUUAUGUAUUUAUUGUUUUAAUGCUACUUUUAUUUUUUGCAUUGGUAAACCUGUCCGUGAUGCAAAAGUUAAAAGAUAUUCAAAGGUGUAUGGUGAAAAGUCUCCCUUCCCUGAUGUUCAAGUCCCCUCUUCAGGGGCAGUCAAGGUUAUGUGUUUCUGGGUCUCCUUCCGGAAGAUUCUAUGCAUGUGUAAAACACACAGACACACACAAGUUGUUUACACAAAUGGUAGCAUACUUUAUACUAUUCUGUAUCUUGCUUUUUCCAUUAAUAUAGCUCAGACACUGUUUCACAUCCAGGCAUAAAUUACUUUUCCAUUCUUUUAUACAGUUGUGUAGUCUUCCAUUGUGUGGGUGUAUCACGAUGUAUUUGACCCGUC